Messenger RNA from Drosophila pseudoobscura, 4857 nucleotides. RefSeq names its product MAGE-like protein 2. The transcript is spliced from 4 exons. Gene Ontology annotation, cellular component: peroxisome. Gene Ontology annotation, molecular function: carnitine O-acetyltransferase activity. Bases 142 to 4476 code for a protein of 1444 amino acids. The record is from RefSeq and is a predicted model, not a curated record. Gene Ontology annotation, biological process: carnitine metabolic process, CoA-linked. NCBI's taxonomy places the organism in Eukaryota, Metazoa, Arthropoda, Insecta, Diptera, Drosophilidae.
CUCACCUUUUGAAACCCUGUCUAAACACACUGUUUUUUUUUUAUUAUAUGUAAAAUGUUUUGAAUUUUAGUUUACAACUCAAAAUUUCCACUUUCUUUCGGCCCUCCACGGCACCAAAUUUAGUGUCGGACAUUCAGCAGCAUGCAGGCUAUGUUGACUGGGGAAAGAUACUUAAAACUGUUCAGGAACUGCAGGAGUUUUUAUAGGCAAAACAAGACAAUGCUGCCACAUGAAUACCUCUGCGAAUCGUCCACAAGGGAACAGAGUAUCAAGACGUCAACUAUCCCUGCUCCGCCGCCGCCACCAACCCAUAGACCAUGCACCUCCAAGACACAACCUAGUCUCCACGCGCACCUCUCACUCUUCAGAACAAUCAACACUUCGAACUGGACAUCUGGCGGGAUCAAUGAGACACCCUACUCGUCGUAUCGUCCACCGCAGCCACCGCCAGUUCAUAAAGUUGCUGGCCCAAAAACCCGCCCUGAUAUCCCUCCUCCGCCACCGCCACCACCUCCUGCACUACCAGUCGGAGCACCCCGUAGACCGUACAACUGGAUGACACCAUCUAGGCACAGCCGGGACCUAUUCACAAAUCUCAUCACUGUGAGAUGGGCAUCCGGGAAGUGCACUGGUCCGCCGAAGGACCCGCCCACGGAGAAGCCGCCCUCGUUCUGCGAGUGUAUGCCAGAACCGCCGUGCUCGUCUGAUCCACCACCUUGUGAGAAGGUAGCACCGCUGCCACAAUCGAAGCCUCCGCCAAUUGACAAGGACUGCAAGGCGACUGAGGAGAGACUUCCAUGCCCUAAAAGAGAACCAAGGAAGGAAAAGAAAAAAAAGCAGCCUACCCAAGAAUCUUCGGCAAAAGCAUCCAAAGAUAGUGCAUCCAAAGGUAGUGCACCCAAGGCUACUCCACCUAAAGAUGCUCCCCCCAAAGCUGCUGCACCCAAAGAUGCUACCCCUAAAGCUGCUGUUACCAAAGCUGCUCCUCCCAAAGCUGCUGCUCCCAAGGCUGCUGCUCCCAAAGCUGCUCCUCCCAAUGAUGCAGCCCCUAAAGCUACUCCACCCAAAGAUGCUGACCCCAAAGCUACUGCUCCUAAAAGUGAUCCCACAAAAGAUGCUGCUGCCAAGGCUGCUGCUCCCAAAGCAGCUGCUCCCAAAGAUGCAGCCCCUAAAGCUACUCCACCUAAAGAUGCUGCCCCCAAAGCUACUGCUCCUAAAAGUGAUCCCCCAAAAGCUGUUGCUCCAAAGGCUGAUGCUCCCAAGGCUGCUGCUCCCAAGGCUGCGGCUCCCAAAGCUUCUCCUCCCAAAGAUACCGCCCCCAAAGCUGCUCCUCCCAAAGAUCCAGCUCCCAAAGCUGCUGGAAUUCCUCCUCCCCCACCGCCACCACCUCCUGGAGUACCUGUAAAUAAACCGCAGAAACCCCCAGUUGGUGCCGAACCAGCACCCAAACCCUCUCCCCCGCCCCCGCCGCCGCCACCACCAAUGCCACCUGCCGCUUCCCAACCAGGAUUGAUACAGUACAAGUCCGCUAUGCCCAAUUCCCCUAGUCCUUGUGAAAGGCCGCCAAAGGAAAAAGAGGAAGCAGGAGCCUGCACCACCGAAGAGUCAAAGGAGGAACCACAAUGUCCAAAAGAAGAGAAGGAGCCAGAAGACCCACCUAAUCCCUGCCUGUUGGCAUUUAUGGAAAGGAACCGUCUCAGUGGUAAGCCGCCACCAAAGGGAGGCUGCUAUGUGGUUAAGACCUCUCGCCGAAAAUCAGCAUGUCCUCGAGACAAAGAGGAAGCCAGCUCUGAAAGUAAGCCAUCUCCCAAAGAAGGAUCUAGCUCUAGGUGCAAGUCAGCUGCCAAGGAAACAGCCAGUUCUAAGUGCAAGUCAGCUCCCAAAAAAGAAGCUAGUUCUAAAGCGAAGCCGCUUCCCAAAGAGGGACCGAGCUCUAAACCGAAAACACCUCCCAAAGAAGGCCCCAGCUCUAGAUGCAAGACAGCUCCCAAAGAAGCAGCCAGCUCUAAACCGAAACCACCUCCCAAAGAAGGCCCCAGCUCUAGAUGCAAGACAGCUCCCAAAGAAGCAGCCAGCUCUAAACCGAAACCAUCUGCCAAAAGAGAACCCAGUUCUAAAUGCAAGCCCCAGCCUAAGGAAGGACCCAGUUCUGGCUGCAAACCCUCUCCCAAGGAAGGACCCAGUGCGGUAUGCAAGUCCUCUGCCAAAGAAGGAACCAGUCCUAAGGGCAAACCCUCAUCUAAGGGCCCUGCUGGUCCGGGAAGCAAGCCCCCUCCCAAAGAAGCUGCCAAACCCUCAUCUAAAGGCCCUGCCGGUCCUGGAAGCAAGCCCCCUCCCAAGGAAGGAGUCAAAACUGGAAGCAAGCCCUUAUCCACAUCACCGAGAAGUCCUGCGGGACAGUCCCCAUCCAAGGGACCAUCCGGCCCCGGCAAGCCACCCUCUCCUCAAACAGUCAGUAAGGCAAUGACCACAGCAGCAAUUGUGCAGCCUAAGGUCACGGCUAAUGCCCCACCUGCGCCGAAGCUCAAAGCUAAGGCGGCGCCUUCAAAGCCCAAGGCCAAGAGUCCUAAGACACCGCCCCCACCGCCGUCGAGCGUGGAGCCCUCGUCCAGCCAUUGCACCCAAGCCGGAGGCGAUCAGAGCCACUGUGAGGCAAAUAAAGCCCAGCUACUGUGUCAGCCGGUGGUGCCGCUAAAGGACACCAUCCAGCGAUAUCUGUGCAGCAUUCAACCGCACCUGGAGCCCGACGAGUUCGUGGAGGAGCAGAAACUAACCCUCGAGUUCCAAGAUGGCGAAGGCGCAAAGCUGCAGAAGAUGCUGGAGGAUGUGGCCUCGUGCAGCAGCAAUUGGCUGACACCGCGCUGGACAAAUGCCGCCUACUUGGGCUACAGAGCACCGGUUACCAUAUUCUCGAGUCCCUGCCUGACCUUGCCCAUGCAGGACUUUAGAACCGAACGGGACUACAGGCUGUUCACGGCCAAGGUGAUCUUCGGGAUGUGCGAGUUCAAGGAGAUGGUGGAUAACAAUGGUAUACCCGUGACAAAGAUGUGCUGCCAUGAUCUGGACAACAGUCAGUUUAGGAAGAUCUUUGGCACGGUGCGAAGGCCGGGUCGCUUUUGCGAUUCCAUCGAACAGAACAAUGAGUCCCAGUACGUGGUGGUCAUCCAUAGAAAUAAUUUCUUUAAGCUACCUGUCAUUGGCGCGGACUGCAAGAUUGUUCAUGUCCACAGUCUGGCCGAUCAACUGGGGAGCAUUCUCCACUGUCCCAUGGAGAGGGGCGUGCCCAUUGGCCUCCUCACCCACGACAAUCGCGACAACUGGGGCGAGGCCUACACGUAUCUCUGUCGUCCUGAGGGCAACAACGAGUCCAUUGUCCACGCCAUCGAGCAGUCGCUCUUCGUCGUCUGCCUGGAUGACUGCGUGAAUGUGCCCAGGAAUGGAGCUAGUGCCGUGCACGCCGCCCAGUUGUUGCAUGGCGGCGGUCGCCAUCAGAACAGCGCCAAUCGUUGGAUGGACAAGACGAUCCAGCUGAUUGUCAACCCCAACGGCAUGGCUGGCUUCUGCUACGAGCACGCACCCGCCGACUGUCAGCCGCUGGCCAUGCUCAUGGACUUUGUGCAGCGGAAUAUAACUCAACCAAAUUAUGGCUGCCAGUGCUGCAGCACCUCCAAGACGAAAUCAGCCACCGUACUCUGCUUUGAUCCGUUCAGCGAUUGCGUGGAUCUGUUCCUGUGCGAGGCGAAGCGCAACAUUGACAAGAUCUGCAGCCGGCUGCAGUUGCACGUCUUCAAGUACGAGUGCCACGGGAAGAGCUUCAUCAAAGCGCAAGGCUUGAAUGCGGACAGCUACAUACAGAUGGCCCUGCAGUUGGCCUACUACGAGUGCCACAGCAAGCUGCCGGCCCAGUACGAGUCGGCGCACCUGCGGAUGUUCGAGGAGGGACGCACGGAAACCAUACGCUCCACGUCCCGUGAGUCUCGCGCCUUUGUCGAGGCCAUGGCCCUGUCGCCGGGCUCCAACAAGAAGCGUCUGAUGGCGCUCCGCUCAGCAGUGGACUCCCAUCAGGAGCUGACCAAACUCGCCCUGCAGGGGCGGGGCAUCGACCGGCAUCUGUUGGGGCUGCAGCAGAUGGCCAAGGAGAACGGUCUGCCGACGCCCGAGUUCUUCAAGUCGAAGGGGUUUACCAAGUCGGUCAGCUUCCAGGUGUUCAGCUCCCAGGUGGCCAGCAGCCAUGAUGCCUUCAUGGCGUACGGGCCCCUGAUCGCCAACGGCUAUGGCUGCUGCUACAAUCCACGCGACAAGGAAAUUAUAUUCUCCGUCUCGGCAUGGGGCCCCAACAAGGAAACCGAUCCCGUGCGAUAUGGCAAGGCGAUAGAAAAUGCCUUGGAUGCCAUGAGAAAGCUGGUCCUCAAGACAGGUGGCGAUCGUGUGGGCGAAGAUGUCUGCAAGUGCCCCGAUGUGGGACCACCCCAGUAGAGCCAUCGCACACCUCAGGGCAAACCCACUUUCGCCAUCCUUCACUUGAUUUCUUCCACAGACGACUACGAGUAUAUGCAUGCGCUGAGAGCCGCUCUAAGUGGGUUCGGGUUCAGGGUCAGGGCCGUGCUUAAAAGCCAAAACAAUAAGCAUUACUCAUGCCCGAAACACGCUCUCCUCUGGCCAGGCCCGAUCGUGGUGGCGAUCGAGAGAAUACGAGUAUUAGCCUGGCUCGGGGAGAGAUUGCAGCCCACGGGGAUCGAGGGGAGAUCAGUCUCUUGUUAAUUAAUAAGUCAAUCGAGUCAGAUGCAAAUGUAAUAAUAUAUCAUACGACACACACCGAAAGAGAGAUUUUAAGAGAAAUAAAUGUUUAAAGAGAGA